Coffea arabica (coffee) is the source of this 1866-nucleotide messenger RNA. RefSeq lists its product as uncharacterized. Gene Ontology annotation, molecular function: protein heterodimerization activity; DNA binding; structural constituent of chromatin. Gene Ontology annotation, cellular component: nucleosome. The record is from RefSeq and is a predicted model, not a curated record. NCBI's taxonomy places the organism in Eukaryota, Viridiplantae, Streptophyta, Magnoliopsida, Gentianales, Rubiaceae.
UCGUAAAAUUUUUACUACAUUUCGAAUGUCCAGAAACCUCUCGCCCUUUACUUUUAACCCACGUAGCCGUUUAACUCAAAAUCACUCGACACCUGUUGCCCAAUGUGCCACCUUCUCAAAUCUUCCAACACAAAUUUUGAUGCAUCCCAGAAAAGGCACAGACCUUUUCAGUCUCAAUAUAAUUUGUUAAUUGGCAAGAUCAGGCCAUAAAUUUUAAACAGCUUCAAAGAGGGAAAUUUUUAGUUCUCUGCUGAAGUUUGAUUCUCUGAGAAGGAAGCUAAGAAAAAUAUGGCACCUAAGACACGUUCAGGCAAGUUGUUUGGCACAGUGGUGACUAAAAAAGUUAUAGAAGAAACCGUGCAAGUAGUAGUAGCGGUUGUUGCUUCAUCCACGAAAGAGAAUGAGAAAAUUGAAGUUAUCUCUUCACCUCUGAAAGAGCCUGUUCGGAGGACCAUUGUUGUUGAAGACAGAGCAAAAGGAGCAGAACAAGAAGAGCAGCAGCCAGCUCAGGAGCAGCAGCAAAAGGGUCAAGAAGCUGUCCCUAAAGACCUAGAAGAGCAGGAAAAGGCCCAUGAAGCUGUCCCGAAGGGCCAAGAAAAGCAGCAAGGAGAUGAUCAAGAUGAAACUCAACAAGCCUCAGAGCCUGAGACUCCUCCCACCCCACCACCAUAUUAUGAAGCAGCGCCUAACAUAGAGCAGCAAAGGGAUGAUCAAGAACGUCAGCCAAGGCAGGAAGAUGUAGGUGUCGGUGAAGAAGAGCUGCAGGAGGAUGAACAACAAGAGUUACUGAAGGAAGAUGUUGAUGUAGGUGAAGAAGAGCUGCAGGAGGAUGAUAAAGAUGUAGAUGAACAAGAGCUGCAGAAGGAAGAAGUAGGUGUAGGUGAAGAAGAGCUGCACAUGGAAGAUGAAGAAGCAGAUGUAGAUAAAGAUGCAGUAGAGCUGCAGAAGAUAGAUAAAGAUGUAGAUGAAGGAGAGGAAGAGAAGAGAGACAGACAAGAAGAAAUAUUUGUAUCAGCCUCAGAAUCAGAGAUCACCACUAUUCCUACUCCACCACCACAAUCUGAAGCCCCAUCAAAUAAGGAACAAGAGCAGCAGCAGCAAGGAGAUGAAGAAGAAAUGCAGCCAGAUGUGGCUUUAGCUCCAACACCACCAGCAAGAGAGCGAACCAAGAAAAGGAAGACAAGCCCAGGUAUAGAAGAUAGUGCUAAUGGGAAAAAGGAGAAGAAGGCUGCUGCUACCCAGAGGAGGAGGAAGAGAGCCAAAAUGGGGAGUGAUGGGGGUACUAGUGUGGGAUACAAAAGACACGUGUUUAGGGUGAUGAAGCAAGUUCAUCCUGAAUGUGCUAUAUCAUCAAAGGCUAUGACCAUUGUUAAUAAUCUGAUGAGUGACAUGUUUGAGAGGAUUGCUGAGGAGGCUUCAAGGCUUUCUAGGUACAGUGGGAAGAGGACCCUCUCAUCAUGGGAAAUCCAGGAUGCUGUGAAGUUGGUUUUGCCUGGUGAACUUGGGAAGCAUGCAAUUGCUGAGGGUUCUAAGGCUGUUAGAACUUAUGCCUCCAGUGUCAGUGGGCAGUCCAAGAAAUCAAAGUCCUAGGGCCAACUAGUUAGUUGCAUUUUCCACAUUAAAUUGCCUUAGUUUGUGUUUAAUUUGAAUUCUAGGAGGAUUUAUAGUUAUGUAAAUUAGGUUAGGAUCUGACAAGGGAUACAUGUACAACAUGCAAUGUGCCUUUUUUUGCUGUCAUCUGAAGCAUGUUAUAUUGCCAAAUUUUGUGAACAUGAAGCAUGUUACAUGCAAUCUGGCUGUUGCCCGUUGGUUCGCUGGAUGCAAUAUGAAGUUUUAGUUUAUGCAUUCUGUUGAUUUGGUUUAUGG